AUGGUAGAGGAUCCUAACGUCAAGGGCAACCGCAUUAGCUGUCGCUUUUACCAAGGCGAGAAGCAAGAUGACCUUCUCUGCCAGGUUAAUCAGUUGUCAAAGGGCCAACAAGCGAAAGACGACGCUUCAGAGAUCUGUGGCGCACUGGGCGGUGUCAAUUUCAAUUGUCUGCCGAACCCCAAGUCGAAAAACACUCCUGCAGCCAGGGAACAAUUCCUUAAAUCAAUUGAUGAGGCUGCGGCCACGGCGUGUAGAUCAGACCAGGACGAGUCUACUUGUCAAAGUUACAAGUUGGAUUGCCUUCAUACGUGGUCCGAGGGUGAACAUGAGGACCCUAUUACCCCAGAUGAAGUCGAGAGGUGUGUCCGCGACAGGAUCCGGGAGAAUCGCGCACCCAGCACCGCACGUUAG
Molecule: messenger RNA, 411 nt
Organism: Metarhizium robertsii ARSEF 23
Lineage: Eukaryota; Fungi; Ascomycota; Sordariomycetes; Hypocreales; Clavicipitaceae
Product: Zn(2)-C6 fungal-type DNA-binding domain protein
Exons: 5
Coding region: 1-411 (136 amino acids)
Source: RefSeq, a predicted model, not a curated record